AAGAUAAUAAGAAAGAAGAGUAUAACGAAGUUGUAUAUGAAGAAGAAGAGGAGGAAGAAGAUGAAGAUGAAGAUGAAGAAGAGGAAGAGAAUUUUUGCCAAAAAGAUUCAAAUUCAAAAACUUCAAUUGUUAUAUCCGCACAUAAUGACCAAAUAGAAAUAGAAAACAAUAAUAACAUCAAAUUGAACCUAAGCAACGAAAUUAAAAACUAUAUAAAAAAUGAAAACGAUUUAACAGAAAAUAAUUUAAUAUUAGAAGAAAAGGUUAAGAAAUUAAAAAUAGAAAUUAAAAAUUUAAAAGAUAUAGAAAAGAAAAAAAAAGAAUUAGAAAUCCAAUUUGAAGAACUUGUAGAAAAUGAUAAAGCAAAUAAAAAACAAAUAAAUGAUUUAAAAAAUCAAAUAAAUAAUUUAAAUAAAAAAUUAAAUAUAGAAAAGGAAGAAAAUUUUAAAAUUAAAAAAGAUAAUUUUGAUCUAUCAACAGAAAACAACAAAUUUACAUUGACAAAUAAUAAGAAUAAAGAAAUACUAAAUAAAUAUAAAAAUGAAAUACAAAUACAACAAAACCAACUUGCCCAACUUAUGGAACAAAAUGAUAUUUCAAUUCAAAAUAAAAACAAAGAAAAAGAAACGGUAGAAAAAGAUAAUUUAAUAUUAAAAUUAAAUGAAAUAAUAACCUCAUUAAACAAACAAAAUGAACAAUUAAAAUCCUCAAUUACAAACCAAAAUGACUCCAUCAGUCAAUUGGUUUUAGAAAAUCAAAAUCUAAACCUACUAUCAAAUAAAAAACUAGACGACCAUUUACUUUUAUUUGACAAAUUUAGUGAUGAGUACGGUGAAAUUUUUGAUUUUAUUAAUAAUAUUUUAUAUAGAAAACCAAACCAAAAAGAAUCCCCCAAAGUAGAAGAAAUUAAACCAAAUAAAGAAUUUAAAACUCAGGUGGAAAAAUUUAAACAAAAAAUAUCAACCUAUAAACAAUUUUUAAGUUCAAAGAAAUCUAUACUUAGUGGUUUUAUACUAAAUAAUCUCAAACUAAAUAACCAAAUUAAAUUAUCAAACUUUCAGUUAAUAUUUAUUUUAGUUGGGUACAUUUUAUCAAUUAUUAUAAUUUUCAAAUUAUUUUCAUAA
Molecule: messenger RNA, 1124 nt
Organism: Dictyostelium purpureum
Lineage: Eukaryota; Evosea; Eumycetozoa; Dictyosteliales; Dictyosteliaceae
Exons: 3
Source: RefSeq, a predicted model, not a curated record